AUGCACGAGGUCCGUGGACAGCAACAGCGACCUCCAAGUUUGGAUCGGACCACGGGAGAAAGAAGGCAAGCUCCUAGGAAAAGGAGUGCAGAGAGUGCGUGUGCACUGCACCAAGAGACCAAGAGAGGCACCGAGGGUGACAAGCAAGAGAUGGGACAGGGCGGAACCCGGCCGCCCCACUGGACUUUGUCGAUAGCCCGGUCCGAUGAAUGGAAGAAGGGCACAAAGGCCUGUGACUGGCCCAAAUGGAAGGGUGGCAGGUGUGUGGGGCCGGUGGCAGUACCGCGAGGCUCUGCCAGCAAGCCAUCGACACCUGAUCCAAACUGGGCUGUCACUACUGAGAAAGAGUGGCCGCCACCUCAAUGUCAAAAAGGAAAACCAGGAAUUAUAGAGGCGCGUCAGGCCCAAACCAACAGCGACCUGCGACCUGCCCGGACACCACUCGGCUCCGACGCUCACAGUGGAGAUGAUGACCUUCGCCUAGGGAGCAAGAGUGGAGCUCGACCUCGAGUUGCGUUGGAGACUCGGCCAACGUUGGGGGGGGUGGACCCUGAUCUGAGAGAGCAUGGCACUCCACCUCUGCAAUGGCGCAUGGAGAACCGCCCCGGCCCAGUCCGCUUUGUCUCCCGUGUCCCACCCAAUCCCCGUCCUGAAAUCUCCCAGGGCAACGAUGAAGUUGGGGGCAGUGGACAACAGCAGCGAAACCUCAUUAUGCUUUCAGUCUCAAGAAUCCGUUUCGAGUGCGGACUCAACUCAACCCGAGAAGGCUUUAGGGAACUUUUGCGCCGAGUCGGUCUGACGCACUGCAACAUAGGCGACGAGUCAGUCUCGUCGCCCUGUAUUCUGCAUGUAACCUUGAAGCCAACACCUUCAGCGACUCUUCGGCUCUUGAGAAAGGCUCCCGUUGUCCCAGAGCCUCGGGUCAGACGCCAAGACAGCCCUGACAGGACCGCUGCCUCGGUGAGGGCUCGUGCUGGUCUGGGUUCAUCUCUCGUGCACGCCCCCGUUUUGUAA
Messenger RNA from Chaetomium globosum CBS 148.51, 1014 nucleotides. RefSeq lists its product as uncharacterized. The transcript has 6 exons. Lineage: Eukaryota; Fungi; Ascomycota; Sordariomycetes; Sordariales; Chaetomiaceae. The coding region runs from base 1 to 1014 and encodes 337 amino acids. The record is from RefSeq and is a predicted model, not a curated record.